Molecule: messenger RNA, 6073 nt
Organism: Sycon ciliatum
Lineage: Eukaryota; Metazoa; Porifera; Calcarea; Leucosolenida; Sycettidae
Product: dual oxidase 1-like
Exons: 20
Coding region: 333-5258 (1641 amino acids)
Biological process (GO): superoxide anion generation; defense response; response to oxidative stress
Cellular component (GO): NADPH oxidase complex; plasma membrane
Molecular function (GO): superoxide-generating NAD(P)H oxidase activity; heme binding; calcium ion binding
Source: RefSeq, a predicted model, not a curated record
GUAGUCUUUACAGUUGCCUACUGCAUACAGGGAGCUUGCAGUAUCGGGUAGGUACAUAUCUACUGGCUGCGGACGUACCGGAUCGUGAGGUCGAGGAGAGAUCAGAGCGUGAAAAAGGACGCAUAGUUCGAACAGUUCUCCUUGUUGCCGUUGGACGCUGGAGCGUGACGUGUUGAGACUGCUGUUCUCUCACCAUUCUGUCGGCAACCGGUAUUUUCAUACCGACCACCUCAGAGAACCGCUGUGUCUGACGAGAAGUGUUCCCAGCUCUCUCGAAUCAAGUCAGUUUGAGCGCCGUGGACCUUCCCACGCAAGUGGGUGGCGCUAGCAUCAUGCAGCCCACGUCCAUCAUCCUCCUCGGCCUAUGUGCAGUGGGCGCACAGGCAUUCUUGGCCAGCAACAUUACUGAGAAUGUUGAACCCAAUGGAACAUAUCACCUGCCAGAAGUAGAAGGCUAUGACGGCUGGUACAACAACUUGGCUCAUCCGGAAUGGGGUGGUGCUGACAUGCCGUUGAGUCGACGCCUGACACCAGUAUUUGCCGAUGGAACAUACCAGCCAUCCGGUGCAGGACGUCCCAACCCUCUGGACAUAGCCGAAGCCACCAUGCGUGGCGCCGUUGGUCAGACAUCGUAUCGGAACCGAACCGCGCUGUUGACGUUCUUUGGCCAGCAGGUUGUGGAGGAAAUUCUGGAUGCUCAGAGGCCUGGCUGCCCACCAGAGUAUUUCAAUAUUGCUAUCCCAAAGGGCCACAGGCUGUACGAUUCUGACGGAGAUGGCGGCAAAUACAUACCUUUCCUGCGAUCGCGCUAUGACAAAAACACUGGCCAGUCACCAAACAAUGUCCGUCAACAGCUGAAUGAGAUCACGCCGUGGAUCGACGGUGGUCUUACAUACGGUAUCACCAAGGCCUGGGCAGAUGCACUUCGUUCUUUCCACCGCGGUCAGCUGAAAUGCUUAGGAAAUCAGACCUGGGACUGUGCCCUUCCGGACAGAAAUGAUAUUGGCUUGCCAAUUGUUAACCCACCACCCCCUGCUGACCAUGAGCUCAAGAGUGCACGUCGCUUCUUCCGUAUUGGCAACCCGCGUGGAAAUGAGAACCCGAUGUUGCUUAGUAUGCAAGUGGUCUGGUUCCGUAAUCACAACUACAUUACCAACCGCCUCUUAAAUGUCUUUGAGGGCCUGGGUGUGGAGGUUAAUGACGAGAUCUUGUACAACCGUGCCCGCCAGUGGAACAUUGCCGAGUAUCAGCACAUUGUGUUGGAUGAGUGGCUGCCAGCUUUCCUUGGUCAGGACAUUCCAAGUUACCCGGGCUACAGUUCCACGACUUUCCCUGGAAUCACACACAUCUUCCAAUCAGCUGCAAUGCGCUUUGGCCAUACGAUUGUCCCACCCAUUGCCUACCGCGCUCUGGUCAGGGAAGAACUGGGAGUUCCAACGUGUAUGUUCCGACCCUUGGGCGGGGAACCGUCGGCCAGCCCAGCUAAUACAGUGACCAGUGUUCGUACUUGCCAGUCAUACUUCAACUCACCGGACAUUAUCAACGUCGAAGAAGGUGUGGACGAGCUGCUGUUUGGUCUUUCCCGGCAGGUCACCGAGCGUGAAGACAACAUCAUCACCGAAGAUCUCCAAGGCUUUGUGUUUGGAGGUCUGGAUUUCAGUCGUCGUGAUUUGAUGGCACUGAACAUCCAGCGUGCUCGGGAUCACGGUCUGCCUGACUAUAACACGGCAAGAAUGAGCUUCGGUUUGCCUCGUGUAAACAGCUACAGAGAGAUCAAUCCAACGAUCUUCGAUAACUUUGAGGAAGCCGACAAUACUUAUUCCACCACCAGAGAUGCCAUUAGACGACUUGAAAGCCUGCACAACAACUUCACCAACCAACCUAGCAAUGUCAGUAUCGAUACUGUGGAUAUCUGGCCUGGUGGUCUGCUGGAGACUGUCGACGGGCCGGGACCACUGUUCUCGACUGUUAUCCUUGAUCAGUUCCUGCGUAUCCGUGAAGGAGACCGAUUCUGGUUUGAGAACGAACAGAAUGGACUCUUCAAUCAGGAGCAGAUUGCUACGAUCAGGGCAGUGUCAUUCAAGGAUGUCCUGGUGCGCAUCAUGCGCGCCUCUUGGUUCAACAGCUCCAUGUUGACACGCAACCCGUUCAGGUACGACGGCCAAGAAGACGAGGACUUUCCUCUUUUCAGAACACAUGGCUGCGAACCGCACAUUGAGUACAAUGUCCCUAACCUUGCCCAGCACAUGGAGCCUUGCUCACCCAUGAAGACAUUCGACUAUUUCCAAGGCAGCGAGGGCCCGUUCAUCGGUAGCUUUGUCUCUCUGGGCCUCUACCUGCUUCUCAACGUUGUCAUCCUAUUCGUUGCUGUGAGGGUAGUCAAGCAGCGGGCCAUCAAGGCGAGAGCCUCUAACGCGUCCGACGGCGGUGCUGACGUGUGGCUGAAGGCCGGUGUUAUCUCCACGUCAGGCGGUGUACCCAUGGUGGCUGAUGAGCUGAAGGUGAAUCCGGCCCGCAAGGUGGUGGUGGCACCGUCGGUCAGUAAGAAGCAGCUCAAGGUCUACGACGCCGUGUCCGGAGCCGUGGUGCGCAGCAUCGACCUGGCGCACAUCAAGCACUGCGACAUGCUGCUGACCCCGCAGAACAAGGUGCUCACGGAUGGCGUCAUCCUGCUGCGCUUUGCCAACCUCUACGACCUGGUGCUGCGCUUCGCCGGCUCGCCCGAGCCGUUCUCCAACGCCAUGAACGACUUCUUGAACCACAUUGGCGUCACGACGAGCCGCCGCUACCUGGCCGAGAACGCCAUCCUUGCCGACGUAUUCACCAAGGAGGAUCGCCAGAAGCUGGUGGAGGAGUUCUUCCGUAUCCUGUUCCGCGAGUCUCUCGCCGAAGAGGGCCAGCCAAGAGAGAAGACCAACUUCAUCGGAAUCCGCCGGCGCACCACGAAGCGCAGGAAGCAAAUUCUUAGCCUCGAGCUGACCAAGGCUGAGUUUGCGGAGGCCAUGAGCAUGAAACCUGACACGCUGUUUGUAGAGCAGGUCUUCAAGCUGGUGGACGAUGACCACAGCGGCACUGUUUCCUUCCAGGAGUUCCUCAAGUUCUUGAUCCUCUUUACCAAGGGCACGGCCGACAACAAACUGGAGCUGAUGUUCAACAUCUACGACAUCGACGGCAGCGGCACUCUGGAACGCGAGGAGUUCACCGAAAUGCUGGGCCAUCUCAUUGAGCAGGCCAAUGAGCAAGUGGAUUCGGGCAAUCUGAAAACAGUCGUGGACAGCAUGAUGGCGUCGGCCGGCCUGGCCGAUCAGCGUACCAUCGACAUCCAUCAGUUCAAGAGAUUGUUUGGCGAGUACCGCUCGGAGCUGGACGACGCUGCCGUCCAGGUGCGCGGCAAGACUGCACGCAAGUCCAACGCCCAGGCCCUCUCCGUAGGCCAACUGCAAGCCCUGGACUCGAUCAAGGGCGGCAACGGAGCCUCCAGUGAGCCAUCCCAACUGGAAGAGGAAGCGCCAGCGCCGCAGGCAGGCCGUUAUUGCUCCGUCAGACGACGCAAGAUCGACGUUGCCACUGCCGCUUACGAGAACGAGCAAGACAACUCAGCCUCGUCUGAUCUCCACAUCGAGCCACUGCCUGUUGAAGCUGAAAUUGGAGACAACGCUCAGCUUAGCACUCAGGCCGAUAACAUUCUGAGAAUCCAGCGCUUCUGGGAGAACUACCGCCUGCAUAUCUUUUGGUUUACUCUCUAUCAGCUUGUGGUCGGCGCCAUCUUUGUCGAGAGAGCUUAUUACUAUUCCGUGGAGAGAGAGCACGUUGGCCUGCGUCGUAUUGCCGGCUAUGGUGUGACGGUAACUCGUGGUGCCGCGUCCGCCAUGAUGUUCACCUACUCAUCUCUGCUGGUCACCAUGAGCCGCAACAUCAUCACGCGACUCCGCGAGACCUUCCUCAACAAGUUCAUCCCGUUCGACUUUGCCCAUACUAUGCAUAAGUUGAUUGCUUACACGGCCCUGAUCUACACGAUAGUGCACUGUAUUGGUCAUGCCAUCAACUUCUACCACAUCAGCACCCAGACCGCCAAUGAUCUCACCUGCCUGUUCCGCGAGUACUACCACUUAUCGGACGAGCUGCCCAAGUUCCAGUUCUGGCUGUUCAACACUCUGACUGGUGUGACUGGUUACCUGUUGGUGUUGGUGUGCGUCACUCUCUACAUCUUCGCCAUGCCAUACGCACGCCGCUAUCUCUUCCGCACGUUCUGGAUCACGCAUCACCUGUACAUAGUGAUGUACAUCCUGCUCAUCCUUCACGGCAGCGGUCGUCUUGUGCAGCCGCCGCUCUUCCAGUGGUUCUUCAUCGUGCCAGCGUCCGUCUUUGCCAUCGACAAACUCAUCAGCUACAGCCGCAAGAAGGUGGAAAUUGUCGUGUACAAGGCCGAGAAGCUGCCCAGUGGUGUGACUCACCUGCAGUUCAAGAAGCCAAGCAACUUUGACUACCUGUCUGGCCAGUGGGUUCGAAUCGCCUGCCUGAGCCUCAACGAGAGCGAGUACCAUCCGUUCACGCUCACCUCGGCGCCUGGCGAGCCCACCCUCGACCUGCACAUCCGCGCCGUCGGCCCCUGGACUCAAAACCUGCGCACGGUCUACGACCCGGAGAACCCCAAGAACCGCGACGCUCACGGCGCUCUGUCAUUCCCCCGCCUUUACCUUGACGGUCCGUUUGGAGAGGGUCAUCAAGAUUGGUUCAAGUAUGAGAUCGCUGUGCUUGUCGGCGGCGGUAUUGGUGUCACACCAUUCGCCUCCAUCCUCAAGGAUGUUGUUCACAAGCAGGCUAACAACACUAGAUUCGCAGCCAAGAAGGUUUACUUCCUGUGGGUCACGCGUACGCAGAAGCAGUUUGAGUGGAUGACGGACAUCAUCCGCCAGGUCGAGGAGCAGGACAAGAAGCAGCUCACCGACAUCCACAUCUUCAUCACCCAGUUCUACCAGAAGUUUGACUUGCGUACGAUUAUGCUGUACAUCUGUGAGCGCCACUUCCAGAAGGUAUCCAACCGCUCUCUCUUCAGCGGUCUGCGCUCGGUCACUCACUUCGGACGGCCGCAAUUCAACAGCUUCUUCGAAGGUCUUCAGGAUCUUCAUAACUCUGUUGGCCAGAUUGGUGUCUUCUCCUGCGGACCGCCACCGAUGACACGGUCUGUGGAGGAGGGCUGUCAACACUGCAACCAGAUCGAAGGCCCGAUCUUCAUUCACCACUCCGAAAACUUCUAAGUGUCCCCACUUCACGCUUGCUUUGCAAAUGCCCGCAAAAUGCCCACAGUCUUCUCUCUCUCCCUGUUUCUCUCUCUCUCUCUCUCUCUCUCUCUCUCUCUCUCUCUCUCUCUUCAUUCCUGAUAUUCUUUUCCCGGGACUCUGUUCCUUGCCUUUAGUCCUCUGGUUCCUAGGUGCUUCAUUGAACACCAACCCAACCUUUCUAUCUCCAAGACUGUGUUCUUCUGGCCUCAUUUUUUUGUUUGCAGCAUGCACUCAAACUGCAUUCUAAGAAUAGAAUUUGACAUGAUCUGGGUACAGCAGUUGGUUAUCUGCCAUAGAAUCAAAUGUAACUCCUGCACACACAACCCUGCAAUAAGUCAUACAGUGAUACAAGUAAUAACAAUGGAGAUGGGACCGUACUUGCAUUCAUCCCCUUCCCCCUGCUCUUCUGUUGCUGCUAGUCAACUGUGUGCUGUGCCUCUAGCCAGCUGUGCGUAACCGUGUAAGCUCUCUUAACUGGAGGUCACCACUCAGCCAGGUGCAGGUGCCCUCUCUAACUCGAAGGCAAUCUUUUCCGAUCAGUAACCCCAGCAUGUAGGAGACCUUUACCCACAUACUGCAUAUCCUUGCCGGUCUUGGCGUCCAUGCUCCUUGCUCUGAUUUUGCGUAUUCCUUUCUGUUAUGGCUGAUCAUGCUGCUGCCAAUGUUACCCAGUUUCUUUUAGAGCACUAAUGCACUACCGAGCAAAUUGAUACACUGUCCGUACUAAUAAUGAUACACUGUCAUCAUGGUCAUGAUAAUUGGUGAUUGGUGAUUGAACUCACAGAACUUGA